Molecule: messenger RNA, 1863 nt
Organism: Fonsecaea nubica
Lineage: Eukaryota; Fungi; Ascomycota; Eurotiomycetes; Chaetothyriales; Herpotrichiellaceae
Exons: 2
Coding region: 1-1863 (620 amino acids)
Biological process (GO): transmembrane transport
Molecular function (GO): transmembrane transporter activity
Source: RefSeq, a predicted model, not a curated record
AUGUCAGAUCCAGAGAAGUCCAUCCCGCCAGUCAUUUCUCGAUACCCAGACAGGUCCUACUCUUCCCCACAGACUCCUAAUCACAAUGAAUGCUAUUCACCCAUUACCGAACAGUCUCCCACGUCUUCGGUCUCUAGAUCCGAGUCAGACAAUGAUGAACGAGCCCUAACCCUCACAAUUACACAAGCCUCCAGACAAUCAGCGGCCAGAACGGUGACGAGAAUAACUACUCAUGGCACGGACCUCACACUAGAUCCGUCCUUUGAGGUGGACUUUGACCCAGAUGAUCCUGGAAAUCCGAGGAAUUGGUCAAUAGGGUACAAAUCUUUUGCCAUCUUCACGAUAUCCUUUGGCACACUGGGGGUGGUGAUGUACUCGACCUCUUACACAUCGGGCAUGCAGGCCAUGAUGGAGGAGUUUGGUGUCAAUUCGGAACCCAUUGCCACUCUUGGUGUCACGGCGUACCUGUUCGGGCUGGCGGUAGGCUCUCUGCUGCUCGCCCCGAUCGCUGAAACAUAUGGACGAAAACCUGUAUAUAUUAUAUGCAUGGCUUUGUACACCAUCCUGGUCAUUCCGGCAGCACUUGCUACAAAUCUGCAGACUAUAAUUAUUGCGAGAUUCUUUGGGGCUGUUUUUGGAAGUGCCAUGAUUGCUAAUGCUCCCGGAUCCAUUGCGGAUCUGGUCUCGGACGAGUAUCGCGCGACAGCUUUCUCCAUCUGGUCCAUCGGUCCCAUGAAUGGUCCGGUGGUUGGCCCAACGAUUGGCGGCUUCGUCACUGAAUACUUAGGCUGGCGGUGGACUAACUGGAUAGCCAUGAUCUGGGCAGGCUGUGCCUUUGCACUACUGAUCUUUUCCAAGGAGACUUAUGCCCCAGUCCUGCUCCAGCGCAGAGCGAAGAACUUGCGAAAAGUCCAUGACGAUGACAGGUACUGGACCCGCUAUGAUAUUCGGGUGGGAUUUGUCGAGCUGAUGAAAAUCAACCUCAAACGCCCGUUGUUGCUUGCAGUCCAGGAACCCAUUUGCAUCUUCUGGAACGUUUACAUCUCGAUCGUCUAUGGCAUCCUUUACCUCUGCUUCGUUGCAUAUCCCAUUGUCUUCACGGAAAUGCGGGGCUGGUCCACCGGUAUGAGCGGCCUCUCCUUCCUUGGGAUUGGCAUUGGUACUCUUAUGAUCAUUGCGAGCGCAUCGCCCAUCCGCAAGCUCAUCAACUCGCACAAAAGAGACGAGGAAGGAAACGUGCCGCCGGAAGCAAUGAUGAGCAUUGUCUGCAUCGCGGCUGUCUUGAUUCCUAUUGGUGAAUUGUGGUUCGCAUGGUCCUGUUACCCGACCAAGAUCCACUGGGCCGUCUCUAUUGCUGCGGGUAUCCCGUUCGGUUAUGGCAACGGAGCCGUGUUCAUCUAUGCCGGGAACUACCUCGCAUACAGCUAUGGAAUCUACGCCGCCAGUGCAAUGGCAGGCAAUGCCGUCAUGCGAUCUGUGCUUGGAGGGACGUUGCCUCUGGCUGGACCGGCGAUGUAUCGCGCCCUGGGCCCUAACUGGGCAGGAACCUUGCUGGGCCUUCUUGAGGUUAUCAUUAUCCCGAUCCCCUUCCUCUUCUACCGGUACGGUGGCCGCAUCCGAGAAAAAUCCACCUUGAUUCGCCAGAUGCGAGAAGAUGAACAACGACAGGAGCGUAAGCGGAAAAAGGCCGAGGAGAGGCUACGCAUCGCGGUGAUGUGCGGUGAUAAAGAAGAGACGAAGGAGGCCCGGAACGAGCUGGUCAGGGUCCGGAGUCGUUUGGACGACGAGAGAAAUCUGGAGGUGGCCGGGCAGGAGACGCUGAAUUGCAUCCAGGGACUCGGGCCGGGGAGAGAGACGGUCUAA